AUGAUUACUAUAAUAUUUCAUGUUCUCACCGUGACGCGUACCUCUAUUGCACAACUGUGGAAAUCUGUUGAGGUUCCGGACUUUGAGGUUAUUAAAGCUAAGGUGAGAUAUAACCUCACCCUUGAACGAUUGAUUGCUCAACAGUUCUUAAUAAAUGAUACAGGGCUAAAGCUGCUUAAAGGGUCUGCUAAGUCAUUGUUACCUGAACAAGCCUAUGGAGAGGUGAACCAGCUGGGCGGUGUGUUUGUCAAUGGAAGACCCCUGCCCAAUGCCAUCAGGCUCAGGAUAGUGGAGUUGGCCCAGCUUGGAAUCAGGCCUUGUGAUAUCAGCAGACAGCUACGGGUGUCUCAUGGAUGUGUUAGUAAAAUCCUGGCCAGAUAUAACGAAACAGGAUCGAUCCUACCUGGGGCAAUUGGAGGCAGCAAACCCAGAGUCACCACUCCCAAUGUGGUGAAGCACAUCAGGGAGUACAAACAAGGAGACCCCGGCAUCUUUGCCUGGGAGAUCAGGGACCGUCUUCUGGCUGACAACGUCUGUGAUAAGUACAAUGUGCCUUCUGUCAGCUCUAUUAGUAGGAUUUUAAGGAAUAAAAUUGGGAACUUGUCUCAGCCUAGUCAAUAUGAGAACACCAAGCAGCCAACUUCACAGCCAACAUUACCAUAUAAUCAUAUCUACCAAUAUCCUUAUCCAAACCCAAUAUCUCCUGGCUCUACCAAGGUGGGCAGUCACCAUGCUGGAGUACAUAUGCCACCUGGACAUGUCAGCAUUGCCCGCUCCUGGCCCUCAGCUCAUUCUGUCAACAACAUUCUGGGCAUCCGCACCUUCAUGGAACAAACAGGAGCCAUUGCUGGAGCAGACGGUGCUAUGUAUUCCCCCAAAAUGGAAGAGUGGACAAGCAUGAACAGAACCGGAUUUCACGCUGCCCAGAAUAUCAAUGGAAUCGAGAAAUCUGUAGAAUCUGACAUUAAAUACCCCCAGGCGGCCUCAAGUCUCUCCACUGUGGGGGGCUUCGUCCAAGCCUGCGCUUACCCCUCUACCAACCAGUAUGGGGUAUAUGGGGGUCCAGGAGCCGGAUAUGUUACCCCGGGGCACCACUGGCAAGCACAAGGAAGCCCCCUUACCCAUCAUGGCCCAGGAGUGACUGUACAUGGCGGAGACAUCGCGGCCCCUAUGACUUUUAAGCACCAAGUCAGGGAAGUUAUGAAUAGAAAGCAAAGUAGUCCCAUCAUAAAGCACCAAGACGCCUUGAGCAGUGUACAUGGAAUCUCAAUACCUGCUUCAUCAACUUAGCAAACUCUGGGCACGGAAGGUGUUGUUUGACUUUAUUUUGGCUAUAAAGACAUUGAAUAGGUC
Messenger RNA from Hyla sarda, 1353 nucleotides. It is a transcript of the gene PAX1, whose product is annotated as paired box 1. Gene Ontology annotation, molecular function: RNA polymerase II cis-regulatory region sequence-specific DNA binding; DNA-binding transcription factor activity, RNA polymerase II-specific. The transcript has 6 exons. Bases 1 to 1290 code for a protein of 429 amino acids. Gene Ontology annotation, biological process: anatomical structure development; regulation of transcription by RNA polymerase II. Lineage: Eukaryota; Metazoa; Chordata; Amphibia; Anura; Hylidae. The record is from RefSeq and is a predicted model, not a curated record.